Messenger RNA from Talaromyces stipitatus ATCC 10500, 1754 nucleotides. RefSeq names its product prenylcysteine lyase, putative. Gene Ontology annotation, molecular function: prenylcysteine oxidase activity. Gene Ontology annotation, biological process: prenylated protein catabolic process; prenylcysteine catabolic process. The record is from RefSeq and is a predicted model, not a curated record. The transcript is spliced from 2 exons. The coding region runs from base 1 to 1629 and encodes 542 amino acids. NCBI's taxonomy places the organism in Eukaryota, Fungi, Ascomycota, Eurotiomycetes, Eurotiales, Trichocomaceae.
AUGCAUUCCCUUCGGGGCUUCUUGUAUGGGGUUCUGCUGCUGCUUCUAUGCGUAUGUGCGCUUGGCGCGGAUGCGAAGGAACAGGCACCGUUGAAAUCAAAAUAUAAUACGGCAUCGCGCAAUGUCGCAAUCAUUGGUGCUGGAUCUGCAGGAGCUUCGACUGCCUACUAUUUACGAAAGUUUGCAGAACUAUCAGGAGUACCACCCAACAUCACUGUAUUUGAGCGAGAAACCUAUAUUGGAGGCAGGUCGACCACUGUUGAUGUCUUUGAUAACCCUUCCUAUCCAGUGGAACUGGGAGCGUCAAUUUUUGUCUCAAUAAACCACAACUUGAUGGAUGCUGCAAAAGAGUUGGGCCUCAAAAUUUCGAGUGCCGGGGGCGAUCGACCAAAAGAUAGUGACAAAAUGCUCGGUAUUUGGGACGGCGACAGCUUUGUCUACACGCAAGGCCAUUCAUUGAGUUGGUGGGAAAUGGCGAAGCUCCUUUGGCGAUACGGGCUGGCUCCGAUUCGCAUCCAAAGCCUCAUGAAGAAUACAGUAAACAAGUUUCUGGAGAUGUACAAACCGCCAUACUUUCCAUUCUCGUCAUUAUCAUCGGCUGUGCAAGCCCUUGAUCUUCUCCAGGCUACUGCGGUAACUGGUGCUCAGUUUCUGGAAACGAACGGUAUCUCGAAAUCUUUCUCGAAUGAAAUUAUCCAGUCGAGCACUAGAGUGAACUACGGGCAGAAUCUUGGUCUUAUUCAUGGUCUCGAGACUAUGGUCUGUAUGGCAACUGAUGGAGCUGUCGCAAUUGAGGAUGGCAAUUGGCGUAUCUUUUCGGGAAUGCUGGACUCUUCUCGCGCGGACAUUAGGUUGAACUCUACGGUGACAGCCAUUGAAGUGAACAGCGACGAGACUUUGACACUCUCUUAUUCAAUCAAUGGUAGUAGCAUCUCAAGCAGUACAUUUGAUGAUAUCGUGAUUGCAGCCCCAUUCCAGUAUAGCAAUAUUGAGUUGUCGCCAUCGCUCGAGAGCAUUCCUGACAAAGUCCCAUAUGUCAAACUCUACGUGACGCUGUUCGCCUCACCUCACCGAAUUUCUCCACAAUACUUCAAUCUAUCAAAACAGAAAGAUGUCCCAGACAUGAUAUUAACGACGCUACCCAAAGGACUUGACCUGGGAUCCCGCGAAGACGGGGUUGGCCCCACAAGCUUUUGGAGUAUCAGUUUGUUGCGAAUAGUCGAGGCGCCUGCAGAGGGCCCACACCAGCAGCACUAUGUCUACAAGGUGUUUUCACCGGAGAGGCCAACAGCCGGGUUUUUAGCUUCUGUCCUUGGAGUGGAAAUACCUGAAGCUAAUCAGAACGGCACAAUCGGCGACAUUUCGAGAAAGGAUGUUUCUUGGGUUCAUGAGAAGACGUGGCAUCCUUAUCCAUAUGAAUAUCCGCGUGUAACAUUCGAAAAAAUCAGACUGGCGAGCAACAUCUGGUACACUGGUGGUAUCGAAAGCUUUAUUUCAACUAUGGAAACUAGCUCUCUUAUGGGUAUGAAUGUGGCUGGACUCAUGACGAAUGAAUGGCAGGAUAAACUGCAGCUGGGGAAGCCUGUGAACUGGAGUGGCUGGGCUGGGCAGCGCAAUAGGGAGUUGUAAUUAUAUUUUUUUUUCUCUCUUGUCUAUAAGAUGAGUGCCUUGACCUAUAAUGAAUAAUUCAUUACAGUAUAACUGGCUAUAACGAACCUUGGAAAGGACGGUCGCUCCAUAUUUCCACUGAUCCC